UUGUUGUCAAGCAUUUGACAUGAGGAGGAUGGAGAUUGACGACACAUCAUCGGCCAGAGUCUCCAUAGGCUUCCCUCUGGGUUUGGCUCUUCUCUUCACCUUGUUCUUCUUCAUUUGCUGCUUCUUCUGCUGCUGCCUGCACUGGGAUAAAAUUCAAGCUCUGCUUCGUUCUUACGGCCUUAUUUACACCACUCAUCACUCUCACUCAUCUCCAGAUUUACCUUCCUCUCACCACAAACCUGCGCCUCCUCUUGUGGUGAUGAAACAGAGCGAGGUUCAAAGCUUGCCUGUAUUGAUGCCAGGAGAUGAGGUUCCAAGGUUCAUAGCCAUGGCGUGUCCUUGUAAUCCUCCCAAACACGAAAAGAUUACAAUUCAAGUUCACAAACAUGAUCCUACUGAUCUUUGCAGUGGCGCUUGAAUCCAGACUCGCUAUUUUAUUGAAGAUGAUAUAGGUCAGGGAAGUUUAAAGAUUAAGCCCAAUAAACGCCAAGAGUUCUUCUACACACGUUUUACCGAAAGAUCGCUCUGGAUCACUGUGACCAAGGCAGGGAGGUUAAUGCAGGAAAUGAAAAAAAAAAAAAAAUUCUGAAGGGAAAAAUUGUCAUGCGGUGGAUGAAACAAUAUGAUGUUGCCCCAAAUCUACCUCGAUUUCUUUUCCUUUUUCCAAGCUUUACAGCACUUUUAUGUAAAUAAAAACUAUUGCUGUUUGUUUUGUAGUUCUGGGUUGAUUGCCCAGAAUUAUAGAUAUUUAUACACAAUAUAAUUCUUUGAUGCGAGA
Neltuma alba is the source of this 778-nucleotide messenger RNA. RefSeq lists its product as uncharacterized. The transcript has 2 exons. Lineage: Eukaryota; Viridiplantae; Streptophyta; Magnoliopsida; Fabales; Fabaceae. The record is from RefSeq and is a predicted model, not a curated record. Bases 20 to 418 code for a protein of 132 amino acids.